Aegilops tauschii subsp. strangulata is the source of this 695-nucleotide messenger RNA. Its product is annotated as protein transport protein Sec61 subunit beta. The record is from RefSeq and is a predicted model, not a curated record. Gene Ontology annotation, cellular component: Sec61 translocon complex. NCBI's taxonomy places the organism in Eukaryota, Viridiplantae, Streptophyta, Magnoliopsida, Poales, Poaceae. Gene Ontology annotation, biological process: intracellular protein transport.
UCGUCAAGUCUUGUACUCUUGUUAGCUCGAGAUCCAGACUCGAGAGCGCGAGCGAGACUUUUCUUUCCAUCCGCAGGAGAUCCCGACGAGAAGGCGAAGGCGAAGCCGGCGGCGCAACCGAAGCCCCUCAUGGCCCGCUCGUCCUCGCAGUCCCAGUCCUCCGUCGGCGGUGCCGGCGCCGCCGGAUCCCGCCCGGCCACCGCCGGGCCCCGCGGCACGCCCGCCGCCACGGCUGGCAUGCGCCGCCGACCCGGCCGCACCUCCUCCUCCGCGUCCGGUGGCGGAGGCUUCUCCGGCGGCGGAGGGAACAACAUGCUGCGCUUCUACACCGACGAGGCCCCGGGGCUGCGCCUCUCCCCGACCAUGGUGCUCGUCAUGUCCGUCUGCUUCAUCGGCUUCGUCACCGCCCUCCACGUCUUCGGCAAGCUCUACCGCUCCCGCACCGCCGCCUCCGCGUCCGCCUGAUCAACCCGGUUCCUGCUCCUGUUUGUUCUUCGUUUCAGAUCAGAUCAGAUGGUUUUGGUGUGUAACAAAGAGGCUGUGGUUGCUACCUGACGAGUUAGAUCUGCCGAAGUACCCUACAUGUUUAAUUAUGGUGCCCUUUCUGUUUCCAUUUACCUUGUUGUUGCGAUGAAUUGUGGCUAAUCACUUGUGCUUGUCAAUUGAAAUCAUCAGAAGUGUGUGCUUCUUGGGGA